AUGAUGAACAGCAUUGAGGUGAGGAACGCAAAAAUUUGUUAUGGGAAGGGCGAAAGCAGAAAAAGUAUUUUGAAUGGAUUGAACAUGAAUGUCAAGCCAGGUUCGAUCUACAGUUUAAUUGGAGCUUCUGGUUGUGGUAAGACGACACUCUUGUCAUGUAUACUUGGCAUGAAACAGCUCGAAUGUGGCAGUAUACGUGUCUUGGGUCAUACAGUAAAAUUUGAGAGGCCACCAAAAGUCGCUCAUUUAAUUGGAUACAUGCCACAAAAUACAGCAUUAAUUCCAGAAUUAACGAUCCGUGAGACUUUAUACUAUUUUGGAAACAUUUUUCAAAUGAAGGAAAAAGUUCUUAAGCAGCGCUAUGAAAUGAUAAAAGAUUUGUUGGAACUGCCAUUUGAAAAUCGUAGAAUCGAGCAUCUCUCUGGUGGUCAAAAGAGACGAGUCUCAAUUGCUGCCUCAAUUAUUCACAAUCCAUUAAUUUUAAUCCUCGAUGAGCCGACCGUUGGACUUGAUUCAUUGUUGCGCGAAAAGAUUUGGAAUUUUCUGAUGAACGCUACAAGAACCAGUAAGCUGUCAGUCAUCAUUACAACGCAUUAUAUAUCCGAAGCAGAACAGGCUAAUAGAUGUGGAUUGAUGAGAGAUGGAGUCUUGCUAGCUGAAGAUUCUCCUAAAAAUAUUAUGACACGAUUUGAAGCUACAAAUUUAGAUGAAGCAUUCUUGAACUUGUGUCUGCUGAAAAAAUCAAUUCCUGAAACUCAAACUCUAGAUUCCGAUUGUUUAUGUUUAAGUGUUGACAAUAAUGAUGAAAUUGUAGUUACUGAUGGAACCGUCGAGUCUUUUGAGAAACGUAAAAAAUUCAGUUCACAAACUGUUGGAGCAAUACUGACAAAGGAGUUCAUUCGUUUAAGGCGACAAGCUGCGGAAGUUUUCUUCAUUUUAAUACUUCCAGUUUUACAAACGCUGGCAUUUGUCUAUGGAAUUGGAAGUUAUCCAACUGGCCAGAAAAUAGGCAUUAUUAAUCAUGAGAUAUCGGACUUUACAAGCUGCUCUCCAGCCUUAUUACAAAACGCAUCGUACUUGAAUUUAAAUGAUACAUGUGUCUACAAUGAUAAAGCUUCAUGCCAUCUGCUGAACGAAAUACAUGAUAAAGACAUCAAGAAAUUGUUUUAUGGCUCAUACGAGGAUGCCUUAAAGGACGCAAAAAGAGGGAAACUGACUGGAAUUCUUGAAUUUUCUGAAAAUUUUACAGAUGUAAUAAUGAAUCCACGUGAUGACGAGACAUCAACUGUAAGGGAAGGAAUAGCAAUUCAUUUGGAUCAGUCUCAAUUCCAAACGACUACAUUCGUGCAGUAUCGCUUGCUUAAUGCUUAUCAAAAGUUUAACAAGAAACUACAUAAAGGAUGCAAUGAAAAUGAGAAAGUUGGGGAACUUCCGAUGAAUUUUAAUGAAUCUAUGUUUGGGACAUUAGAUGAUGAUUUUAAGAAGACAAUGUUUGCGCCUUUGAUGAUGCAGGCUUUGAUAUUCCCAGCUAUGGGAUUCUCAUGCUUCAGUAUAGCACAGAGCCGAAUUGAUGGAGUUUGGAAUCGAACACUUCUUGCUGGAGUUAAAUCUGCAGAAAUUCUUAUCACUCAACUUCUGUUGUCAAUUAUUGUAGUGACAAUAUCAUUCAUAGAAAUAGUUGGUGUGGUACUUCUUACACUUGACGUUGUCGUGCUUGGAAAUUUAUUUUUAUUAAUUUUCUUCGGAAUUUUAUUGUGUCUUACUGGCUCAAUAUUCGGAAUUGCUGUAUCAGCCACGAGUGAUGAUAUCAAAAUUUUGACAAUUAUACUUUUUGCUGUAAUUCAGUUUUUCUCGACCAUAAAUGGAGCAUUUUGGCCAAUUGAAGGACAGCCACUUCUCUUACGAUACAUGUCGUAUGGUUCACCAACUACACUUCCAUCAAUAUCAGCGAGAAACAUCAUGAUGAGAGGAUUUGGUAUAACGGAGCCAUCAGUCUACAUAGGAAUAAUCAUUUUACUUACAUGGAUGGUUGUAUCCACUUUAUUUGCGCUUUAUGUCAUGAAGAAACGAAAAUUCUCAGACACAUUAAAAUAA
Molecule: messenger RNA, 2094 nt
Organism: Chironomus riparius
Lineage: Eukaryota; Metazoa; Arthropoda; Insecta; Diptera; Chironomidae
Source: the annotation of a GenBank genome assembly